GAGUUUCAUUCGCCCUCAGUAUUUCAUUGCUACCCUGAACGUUGUACGCUCAAAGUAGAUUCAUCUCUGAACUGUAUGAAGUAGAGAAUAAAAUUUUUAACGAUACGAGUUAGUUAUCUAUCAAUGAACAUUUUUUAAAACCAUCAACUACAAAAUAUAAAUUUAUAUCAACGCGUUUAUUCUAUAAUUAACAAGAUGAUUUUCCAGCGGCUAUUUUUCCUUGGAAUCGCUAUUGCCAUAGCUGAAUGUCUUCCGACUGGACUGAUGGAAGAUGUUGCCAAAGCAGAUAAGAUUAUGAGACCGAAAUCGAAAAGAACUCAAGAAGUUUUCAUGUUCGGAAAUCAACAGAAUCGUCGCGUUGACAAUUCAGCGUCUUCCAACACUUUCACUCCAAAUAAUGAAAAAAGAACUCUUGGAACAUCCGGACUUGAGGAUGUCAAAGCGGCCUUGUCAGAAGAUGAAGCUCGAAGCCACUUUAAACAAGCAAACCCUCCAAUGUUUGAUCGGGAUGGUUUAUUAUUAUCACCUUAUGAAAAGAAUUAUUUGUAUGGAAAAGUUAUGGUAAAUGAAAUGGGUGAUGAUUAUCCAAGAAGUUGGGAUGUCUUGCCUUACUCUGGAUACUACAAUUACGAAGAAGAUCGACGUAAACGAUCUGAUAAAUCUAGUUCCAAACCUUCAUCUACCUCUCGUCCAACACAAUCAACAACAGUUUCACCUUUAACAUCUUCAGCCACUCCUCUUCCAGCGACUCGAAAUACUCCUCGACCAGUUUCUCAAGUGAAAAGAAGUCCAUCAGCUUAUCCAGAACUUCGAUACAAACGUGCUUUGGAUCGUGAAGACCUUUUAGCUCUAUUGACCCUUUGGGAAAAUAGCUCUCGAAACCGGAACUGGCAUAAUUAUGGAAAUGAUGAAUACGAAAAUAUUGACGACGGUGGUAAUGUUGUUGGACUUGAAGAUGAUGAUUCAAGAGCUGGUGCUUGGUUGGAAGGCCCUGUCUACACUCCUCGUCAUUUUAGUCUUGGCUCUGAUGUAGCUCCUUCAGACAUCGGUAUCCCACGUACUCACCCAGUUAAUUCUUACGAACAAUUCAACAACCAAUAUGAACCUGCUUAUGAGAGCACACAAUAUGGAACAGCUCAAUAUGGCUCACUUUACCCUCAACACAGCUAUUAUCCACCAGAGAAAAGGUUUAUGGUCUCUCGAAAACGCUCUCAGGGAUAUGAUUCUUAUGCUGGUCGCAAUCUCAACGAUGUCAUUAAUUUCUCGCAAAUGAUGAAUUCACAACCCCAAGGAUAUCUCAAUUAUCCUCGUAUGCUCUAUUAAUUAAUAUAUUAUUAUUGCUACAAUCUUGUAGAAUCUAACAAAAUGAUCUAAAUACAUUAUCGAUGUAUAGAGUCCAAGGAUCUUCAAAUAAGCAUAAAAAUCUUUGAAUAUUGAAAUUAUUAUUGAAUGUCUGCACAGUUAAAUUAAAUUUCGAUGUUGAAUUAUAUAAAAAUUUGUUAGUUUGAAGAUUCUUGUUGACUUAGAGAAUUAAACUUUUGGAACAAUAUAAAAUCGAUAAACUGAGUUUCAUGUGUUUCAAAAUUGAAUUGAAAAUAAUAUAUUAUGGAUCAAACAAAACUAUUACAUAUAUAAACGCAAAAAAAGAAAAAAAAAUAUUUAAAAGCUACAUGACUGAUCUACUAAAUUAAAAAACGUUAUGAUAUUGAAAAUUCAACAUUCCAAUAAACAAAAAACAUUUAUAUUUACUUAUUAAUUAAUGGUAAUCAUUGAUUUACGGCUAUUUCACACGACAUUCAAGUUACGAGUUCGAUAUUUCACGCGAAGAUAUCAAUCUUUGAUAUUUUGGUACUUCCUUAUUCACUCUAUUCAAUCAAUUUAAUUAAAAAAAUUGAAAUAAGUAUUUAAAAAUCCGACUACCGUCAAUUAUAUUUAUGUAAAAAAAAUUUAACUUUUUCAACUCUACUAUUAAUAAUGAAGCUUUAUACCUUAUGUAUUCAACUCAGAGAAACCUGUUUAAAUCAAAAGAGCAAUUGUUAUCGCAGGAAGUGUAUUAGCUAAACUUUAACAAAGUUUUCUUUAUUGUUCUUGUGUAAUCCAACGUUAAUUUCUAGUUAACGUAUAAUGAUUUUAACAAUUUAUGUCACGUUUGAAACAUCAAUUAUUUUCUAUUGAGAAAAUAAUGCGGAUAAUUAAUUCCACUAUAAAUCACGUCGUGAAAGCUUUUUAAUUAAUUUCAUUUAUCGUAUCCGUGUGUCGUGUGAUGAACAUUAUUACUCAUAACUAUAUUUUACUGUAUUUUUAUAAGAAAAAAUGAGAAUUACAGUGCACGUAAUAUAAUGAAUAAAAAUGGAAAAAUAAUUUUAUCUAAAACUACACAUAUAUGACACCUAAAUAAAAAUCUAUUGAUGCACUGUAUUAUUUAUCGUUAAUAUAAGUUAAUAAUGUAUAAUAUUAACUAAUAUUACCCAGUUAGAGAAAUUCUAUAAUUUAUCAGUAUACGCCAAAAAUCAUAGUUAAUCAUGUACGUAAAUUAAUAUCCUAAAAAUUAUCAAUAUAUAUAUAAUCGGUGUGCAUUAAAUGUAAUUUUUUUUUCAUCUUUAUAAGUUUAUUUCUAUUUAAAAUAAUCCAUUUUUUCCUAAAUAGUAUUUUUUUUUACUACAAUCAAUUUAUUUCCAUAAACAGACUGCUUACAAUAAUUGAUUGAAAGAAUUUAAUGGUAAUAAAUGAACAUAAUGAAUGAACUCUGAUAUUGCUACAAUCAAGAAAGAGACUAAUAAUCGACAUUUGUACCGAAAAAGAAGAUGUCUUCGGUAAAUUAAAUAUUUUUUUAAUAGUAAGACUACAUAAUAAACAAAAUAGGUCUAUAUAGAGUACAACUUUAUUUAUCGAUAUUAUGUCGAGUUCUAUUUUUUUAAAUAAUUCAAGAUAAAGAGAAACUUACACUGCAUUCAAUAAAACAAUUCCAAUAUUUUCUUGUUAUAAACUGGUUCAGUUAAUUGAAUACAUUUUUAAUGAAUAUUUUUUUAUUGAUAUAUGUAAUUAUUUUAACUUAUUACAUAUCAGCUCAGCUUUGUGUCAAUAUUUAGUUAAUUUUUGUUAAGUUUUGUAUGAAUAAUUUAAAUAUUUAUUGUUGUUAU
Messenger RNA from Chelonus insularis, 3140 nucleotides. Its product is annotated as prohormone-2-like. Bases 196 to 1323 code for a protein of 375 amino acids. The transcript is spliced from 9 exons. The record is from RefSeq and is a predicted model, not a curated record. Lineage: Eukaryota; Metazoa; Arthropoda; Insecta; Hymenoptera; Braconidae.